AUUUGCGCAUUAAACCAAAAAGUGUCACGUGAUAUGUCCCCAACCACUACGAAUUUUAACUACAGAUUUAACCAUGGUUAAACCAGAAUUCACGUAAACCGACUCUAAACCUAGAAAAUAUCUAAACCUUGGUUAAUAUCUCAGCCCCCUUAUAAAUAACGAGACUUCGUCUACAUCGUUCUACACAUCUCACUGCUCACUACUCUCACUGUAAUCCCUUAGAUCUUCUUUUCAAAUUUCAAUGGCGUCCGGUGAUGUUGAGUAUCGGUGCUUCGUUGGAGGUCUAGCAUGGGCCACUGAUGACAGAGCUCUUGAGACUGCCUUCGCUCAAUACGGCGACGUUAUUGAUUCCAAGAUCAUUAACGAUCGUGAGACUGGAAGAUCAAGGGGAUUCGGAUUCGUCACCUUCAAGGAUGAGAAAGCCAUGAAGGAUGCGAUUGAGGGAAUGAACGGACAAGAUCUCGAUGGCCGUAGCAUCACUGUUAACGAGGCUCAGUCACGAGGAAGCGGUGGCGGCGGAGGCCACCGUGGAGGUGGUGGCGGUGGAUACCGCAGCGGCGGUGGUGGAGGUUACUCCGGUGGAGGUGGUAGCUACGGAGGUGGCGGCGGUAGACGCGAGGGUGGAGGAGGAUACAGCGGCGGCGGCGGCGGUUACUCCUCAAGAGGUGGUGGUGGCGGAAGCUACGGUGGUGGAAGACGUGAGGGAGGAGGAGGAUACGGUGGUGGUGAAGGAGGAGGUUACGGAGGAAGCGGUGGUGGUGGAGGAUGGUAAUUCCUUUAAUUAGGUUUGGGAUUACCAAUGAAUGUUCUCUCUCUCGCUUGUUAUGCUUCUACUUGGUUUUGUGUGUUCUCUAUUUUGUUCUGGUUCUGCUUUAGAUUUGAUGUAACAGUUCGUGAUUAGGUAUUUUGGUAUCUGGAAACGUAAUGUUAAGUCACUUGUCAUUCUCUAAAUAACAAAUUUCUUCGGAGAUAUUAUCUCUGUUGAUUGAUUCUAUCAUCUAAAUUUCGGAAAUGCUAAUCGGAUACCGGAAUGGUGCCUUUGUUACGAUUGAGUUACUUACAUCACUGAUACAACAAUGAAGUACUUACUGAUUAUCUUUAUACCAUUCACCACACUACCUUUGAUAUUCAACAAUGAAGUAGAAACCUAUUUGGUUCAUUCGCA
Messenger RNA from Arabidopsis thaliana (thale cress), 1165 nucleotides. RefSeq names its product cold, circadian rhythm, and rna binding 2 (gene GRP7). Gene Ontology annotation, biological process: alternative mRNA splicing, via spliceosome; innate immune response; miRNA transport. The record is from RefSeq and is marked reviewed. The transcript is spliced from 2 exons. The coding region runs from base 242 to 772 and encodes 176 amino acids. Gene Ontology annotation, molecular function: miRNA binding; RNA binding; nucleic acid binding. NCBI's taxonomy places the organism in Eukaryota, Viridiplantae, Streptophyta, Magnoliopsida, Brassicales, Brassicaceae. Gene Ontology annotation, cellular component: cytoplasm; nucleus; extracellular region.